AUGCCGGACGACAUAUCCUACAAUGCGAAGGAUGGUGACAAUACGGCAAAUAAUGGGACAUCCAAAUUGGCCGCUAAUCCCAAUGAGUGUGAUGAUGACGAUGAUGAUGAGGAGGCUGAGGAUAUGGAAGCGUUCAUUCAAAGUGGAAUGCUCGACGAGGCCGAUGCGCAAACCGUGGCCAAUAGGAUCCAAAAAAACCCCGCUGCCACCUCAGACCAGGCCUCUGAUGGGGACAACGCUGAUGGCAUUCUACAAACCCGCACCUACGACCUGUACAUAACCUAUGACAAGUACUAUCAGACCGCCCGUCUCUUUCUGUACGGCUACGACGAGCAACACAAGCCUCUGUCUGACGCCGAAAUGUACGCCGACUUUAGGUAA
Dibothriocephalus latus is the source of this 381-nucleotide messenger RNA. The record is from the annotation of a GenBank genome assembly. NCBI's taxonomy places the organism in Eukaryota, Metazoa, Platyhelminthes, Cestoda, Diphyllobothriidea, Diphyllobothriidae.